AUGGUACCAGACAACCACAUGCCCAGGGGCUGUUCCGUGGACACCUGGGACUGCAGCUCCCUGGGCCUCGAGGUAGAAAGGGUCUGGGCAGGCCUGUACGCCCUUGCCUUCCUGGGCUCCUGUGGCCAUCAAGCCACGCAUGGCCAUCCUGCGUCUUCUUCCCUGAGGGCUGACAAAGCCCCGUGCGGCUCCCCCGGCCACUCCAGCUCCACGUCUAUGAGCCCAUUGACAGCCUUGUCCACAGGGAAGCCAAUGGACAGCCACCCCAACUACACGGACACCCCCGUGAGUGCCCCACGGACUCUGAGCGCAGUGGGGACGCCCCUCAAUGCCCUGGGCUCUCCAUAUAGAGUCAUCGCCUCUGCCAUGGGCCCACCCUCAGGAGCACUGGCUGCACCUGCGGGAAUCAAUCUGGUUGCCCCGCCCAGCUCUCAGCUAAAUGUGGUCAACAGUGUCAGCAUUUCAGAGGACAUCAAGCCCUUACCAGGGCUUCCUGGGAUUGGAAACAUGAACUACCCAUCAACCAGCCCCGGAUCCCUGGUUAAACACAUCUGUGCCAUCUGCGGGGACAGAUCCUCAGCGGAGGAAACCAGUAUGGACCGAGGAGGUGAGUUUUCCAAGGUCCCAGAGUUGUCCUGGGCACGUGGUAACAUCUGCCUGUCCUCUCGUGUGCCAGCUGUGCAAGAAGAAAGGCAGAGGAGCCGGGAGCGGGCCGAGAGUGAGGCCGAAUGUGCCAGUAGUGGCCAUGAAGAUAUGCCUGUGGAGAGGAUUCUAGAAGCUGAGCUUGCUGUUGAACCAAAGACGGAAUCCUAUGGUGACAUGAAUAUGGAGAACUCGACGAACGACCCUGUCACGAACAUAUGCCAUGCUGCUGAUAAGCAGCUUUUCACUCUUGUCGAAUGGGCCAAGCGCAUCCCCCACUUCUCUGACCUCACCUUGGAGGACCAGGUCAUCCUGCUCCGGGAUCUGCAUCCUUCGGCCAUCGCUUAUAUGUCCACUGCAGCAGCUUCCACAGCCAGCUGGGUCGGGUUCAUCUUUGACAGAGUCCUGACUGAGCUGGUCUCCAAAAUGAAAGACAUGCAGAUGGACAAGGCGGAGCUGGGGUGCCUGCGGGCCAUCGUGCUGUUUAACCCAGAUGCCAAGGGUCUGUCCAACCCCUCGGAGGUAGAGACUCUGCGAGAGAAGGUUUAUGCCACCCUCGAGGCGUACACGAAGCAGAAGUAUCCGGAACAACCUGGCAGGUUUGCCAAGCUGCUGCUGCGCCUCCCGGCCCUGCGCUCCAUUGGCCUGAAGUGCCUGGAGCACCUGUUUUUCUUCAAGCUCAUCGGGGACACGCCGAUUGACACCUUCCUCAUGGAGAUGUUGGAGACCCCGCUGCAAAUCACCUGA
Puma concolor (puma) is the source of this 1389-nucleotide messenger RNA. Lineage: Eukaryota; Metazoa; Chordata; Mammalia; Carnivora; Felidae. The record is from RefSeq and is a predicted model, not a curated record.